Molecule: messenger RNA, 1876 nt
Organism: Talpa occidentalis (Iberian mole)
Lineage: Eukaryota; Metazoa; Chordata; Mammalia; Eulipotyphla; Talpidae
Gene: NT5DC2
Product: 5'-nucleotidase domain containing 2
Exons: 14
Coding region: 108-1781 (557 amino acids)
Molecular function (GO): 5'-nucleotidase activity
Source: RefSeq, a predicted model, not a curated record
AUUGGCCCGCUGCGGUGAGGGGCACGCGGCCACCGUGGCGGGCGCGCAGUCGGAGGGCGCCUGGCGGGCCGGCGGGCCGAGGGCUGCAGGGGCAGCGCGCGGCGGGCAUGGCGGGUGCGGGCUUGCGGGCGGCCGCUCGGCGCUGGUUGCCGUGCGGAGGCCACGGAGGGCCGCGAGCCGCCUCGUCCUCACCCUCCUGCCCUGGCUGCGGCCCCCCGGGUCCCGGCGUCCACUGCCCGGGCGCUCCCCGCUCGGCGCCCUCCCCGGCGUCCGCUGGCGGCGCCGAGCCCAGCGCGCACCUGUGGGCUCGCUACCAGGACAUGCGGAGACUGGUGCACGACCUCCUGCCCCCUGAGGUCUGCAGUCUCCUGAACCCAGCAGCCAUCUAUGCCAACAAUGAGAUCAGCCUUCGCGAUGUUGAAGUCUAUGGCUUUGACUAUGACUACACGCUGGCCCAGUACGCAGAUGCACUGCACCCCGAGAUCUUCAAUGCUGCCCGUGACAUCCUGAUUGAGCACUACAAGUACCCAGAAGGGAUUCGAAAGUAUGACUACAACCCUAGCUUUGCCAUCCGUGGCCUCCACUAUGACAUUCAGAAGAGCCUUCUGAUGAAGAUCGAUGCUUUCCAUUACGUGCAGCUGGGGACAGCCUACAGGGGCCUCCAGCCUGUGCCGGAUGAUGAGGUGAUCGAUCUCUAUGGAGGCACUCAGCACAUCCCGCUGUAUCAGAUGAGUGGCUUCUACGGCAAGGGUCCCUCCAUCAAGCAGUUCAUGGACAUCUUCUCGCUGCCUGAGAUGGCGCUGCUGUCCUGCGUGGUGGACCACUUCCUGGGCCAUGGCCUGGAGUUCGACCAGGCACACCUCUAUAAGGAUGUGACGGAUGCCAUUCGAGAUGUGCACGUGAAAGGCCUCAUGUACCAGUGGAUUGAGCAGGACAUGGAGAAGUACAUCCUGAAAGGGGAGGAGACAUUUGCCGUCCUGAGCCGCCUGGUGGCCCAUGGGAAACAGCUAUUUCUCAUCACCAAUAGUCCUUUCAGUUUUGUGGACAAGGGAAUGCGGCACAUGGUGGGUCCUGACUGGCGUCAACUUUUUGAUGUGGUUAUCGUCCAGGCUGACAAGCCCAGCUUCUUCACUGACCGGCGCAAACCUUUCAGAAAACUUGAUGAGAAGGGCUCGCUCCAGUGGGACCGAAUCACCCGCCUGGAGAAGGGCAAGAUCUAUCGGCAGGGAAACCUGUUUGAUUUCCUGCGCCUGACAGAAUGGCGUGGGCCCCGUGUGCUCUACUUUGGAGACCACCUCUACAGUGAUCUGGCGGAUCUCAUGCUGCGGCACGGCUGGCGCACAGGUGCCAUCAUCCCCGAGCUGGAGCGCGAGAUCCGCAUCAUCAACACAGAGCAGUACAUGCACUCGCUGACGUGGCAGCAGGCGCUCACAGGGCUGCUGGAGCGCAUGCAGACCUACCAGGAUGCAGAGUCUCGGCAGGUGCUGGCUGCCUGGAUAAAGGAGCGGCAGGAGCUAAGGUGCAUCACCAAGGCCCUGUUCAACGCUCAGUUUGGGAGCAUCUUCCGCACUUUCCACAACCCCACCUACUUCUCCAGGCGUCUCGUGCGCUUCUCCGACGUCUACAUGGCCUCCCUCAGCUGCCUGCUCAACUACCGUGUGGACUUCACCUUCUACCCGCGGCGCACACCCCUGCAGCACGAGGCACCACUCUGGAUGGACCAGCUCUGCACCGGCUGCAUGAAGACGCCAUUCCUCAGUGACAUGGCCCACAUCCGCUGAAGGCACCUUUAUUGUCUUGGAACAGGUCCAGCCCCUCCUGCCCCACCCACUCUGGGCAUCUGUCCAGACAGGCAAUAAAAGUGGUCUCUCCCCUG